This is a messenger RNA of Trypanosoma rangeli, 1197 nucleotides long. RefSeq lists its product as uncharacterized. NCBI's taxonomy places the organism in Eukaryota, Euglenozoa, Kinetoplastea, Trypanosomatida, Trypanosomatidae. The transcript has a single exon. The record is from RefSeq and is a predicted model, not a curated record. The coding region runs from base 1 to 1197 and encodes 398 amino acids.
AUGUGUCAGCGGCCGCAACGUGUUCCAUGCCGUAUUGUGCCCCCCGGUGUCGCAGUGCCUCUUCAGCGCGAGACUGCCUCCUCCAUCUUGCCGUGCAGCUGCAGCCUGAACACGGUGGCCCUAUUUCCAGAGGGGCCACCUUCUCCACCUCUGCCACUCUCUCGCUGUGAACUUCAUGAGCUCCUCCUGGCACUCCCACAGAGCCUGCAUCACUCGCCAUGGCGUGUCUGCUACGACACGGAACAUGAUGGAUUCUCGUUGCAGCAUUUCUACCGUACGAUGAAGCAAGUUCGCGACGAGGGCGAGCAUGGCAUAGGCAUCUUUGUGGUGAGUGAUGGUGUGCCAAACGCAACACUGCCCACAGCUUUAGAGGGAACUCCGUCAGGGCCAAAGAAUCAGAGUGGUGUCUCCGCACCGCCAAAUGUUGUCGUGCUGGGCUGCUUCACACCGGAGGUGCCAUGCUUGGAGCACUCCCAGCACGCCUUCUUUGGAACUCAGGACACGUUUGUCUUUACGUACGCUGAUGUGAACCGCUACGCACCUGAGCAAAUGCGUGGGGGCCGGCAGAAUGCAGUUGGCAUGAUGCCGACACAGGCCUCACCUAGGGCGGGUCAAAUUGCCUUGAAUCGAAAAACGGCAAUGCACGUGUCAACGUCGUCAGUGCAGUUGCCUGCAUUCUCAGACCCGGCGGUCCUGCCUUGUAUUUUGUCUGUUUACCCCUGGACGUUGGAGGAGGGAAACAAUGAAUUUAUGGUGUGCUCCAAUAAUUUUUUUGGUAUUGGUGGUGGAUCCGACGGGGCGGCAAUAUUUGUUGAUGCCAGCUUGUCGCAUGGAACCAGUAGCGUUUACUGCAGCACCUUUGCGUCACCCCCGUUGGGUGGACGGCUACGAGCGACACUGCGACACUCAGAGUUUACGGUACUGCGAAUGAUAUGGUUCAAGGUGAAGGAUAGAAAAGAGAUCUUCACUUGCAUGAAUUUUCCAAAGUGUGAGCCAUGCAACUGCGGGAGGGUGCUGGAGGUUGAUGACGGGAAUUGCACGGUACGAGUACGCCACCGUGGGCAUAACGCUGCUUGGCACCGAUGCAAUGAGAGCCAUCAAACCCUUUUUGGCACAGUUGCUGGUCGUGAAGAGGGGGUGGUAGGAGAAAUAAAUGACAAAAAAAAGGAGGAAAAACACCAAUGUGUACAUAUGUGA